This is a messenger RNA of Anastrepha ludens (Mexican fruit fly), 5000 nucleotides long. RefSeq lists its product as uncharacterized. Lineage: Eukaryota; Metazoa; Arthropoda; Insecta; Diptera; Tephritidae. Gene Ontology annotation, biological process: protein deubiquitination. The record is from RefSeq and is a predicted model, not a curated record. The transcript is spliced from 12 exons. Bases 307 to 4026 code for a protein of 1239 amino acids. Gene Ontology annotation, molecular function: cysteine-type deubiquitinase activity.
GUGUUUUGCAUUUUGCAUUUUGCUUGUGAAUUUUAUCGCAUCUCGCUUAUUUUAACGCAUAGCGUUGAAUAAAACGAUAAUCUUUGUUUGAGUUAUUUUUAAAGUUAAUAUUUUAAUCAACAUUCAAAUAAACGAAUAAAGUUUACGAAACGAAACAAGUGUAGUGCAAUUUUGUGAUUGUGUUUUUUGCUGCUUCUCACGUUAAUUGAAAUUUUAAUGUCUAAAAGUCGUUAAAAUUUACAAUUUUGUUAAAAACAUUUAAGAAAAGAUACAACCAGCAGAAAGUUUUGUGAAUAAGUUAUAAGCAUGCAACGACAAUUCACCUCUGGCAGUCGCCAAGCACCCGACCCUUUUGACCAAUUCUUGGAGGAGAACAAUUUCUAUCGCAAGCAUACAGCACGCGAUGCCUCCUGCUUGUUUCGUGUGAUUUCGGAACAAAUGUAUGAUACACAGCUGCAUCAUUUGGCGAUACGCAAGAAAUGUGUACGCUAUAUGCGUAAGCAUCGGGACUUUUUUGCGCCGCUCAUCGAACGAGAUUUGGACGAGUAUCUUGAUGAUAUGUCGAAACCCAAAACAUACGGAACCUUGAUUGAACUGCAGGCAGUUGGUUAUAUGUUCCAGCGUAAUGUAUUACUUUUUGAGCCCUUCAAUUUGGGAAACUUCUAUAGCACUCGCUCCUACUUCAAUGACUUAUUUCGAGUAUUUUAUACGCCUGAAAGGCACUUUGAUUCCGUUUUUACUUGUGACUACAUCAAAGAUGCAGCUAUAUGUCAGGCCAUAUGCUAUGAAAUCCUAUACAAGGACUUGUAUAAAUUACCGGAUGUUGCAUUUGCCGUUGAGCAUAUGCUACACUCUCCGGCACUGGAGUCUAUGGAAUACACUUCUGAAAGCAAUGAGGAAGGCUACUGCACCCGUAUACACUUAACUGAUGGACGUGUCUUUAGUUUCGAUUUACCGCAUGAAACCAAUUGCAUUUUGGAAAACUACGAACUCUGCCAUUUCCACUAUACAAACUUUCCGCGCUUAUCUGAUGAUUUGCAUCGUGAAAUGAAGAUGCACACAAAUUGUGACGAAUAUGAAAAGACAGCAUUGUGUAAAACCGCGGAAUCCCUACUGCCGCACAAGUAUAUUUCAUGUGUGCGCCAGUUAUUGCAGGAAGGCAUUACACCAUUUCCCUAUAAAGUUGCAAAAGCAUUAGAUCCAAAUAUGUAUCGCAACAUUGAGUUUGAUGCGUGGAAUGAGCAGCGCAAGGAGCAAAAAUUACAAAAUUGGUAUAAUGGUGACACGAAUUUUAAGGUGGGGGCCAAGUGUCAUGUGAAGUUAUGCAAAUCCGAAAACGAUGUGUACACUUGUCAUAUACAAGAGAUAGCAGUUGACAAAGGCUACUGCAUUGUUUUUAUCGAACAAUUAGGCGAAAAGCGUUUGGUGCCUUAUGAAUCACUUACUCCUUUGCCACCUGACCAAUUUAAGCCAUGGACAUUACCAUAUCGUUUCCAGCGUCAUAUGCAAAAAUACAGUUCGGUACGCCUUACUCGUCAUUAUAAUUAUCGCUUCAAACUGAAUGGCCAAUUUGCCGGUGAACACGAUUACUGUACUCCUUUCACGCCUAAUAGCAAAUCAUCGGACUAUGUAGGUAGCGAUGUCGAUAAAGAGGACAAACAUCAUUAUACUGCUGCUGUAGCUCAACAUAGCAACGGCUGUUAUUAUAAGUUGAAGCAAUACACACGUUUUGAAAACUUCCGUGCACACACUUUAGAGUAUUGCGCAAUGCCACUGACGGUGGAGCAUGCGCCACGUGAUCUAGAACCGAAAAGUUGUAGCGCCACUGUGCCGGCUUCCAACGAGAACAACGCUAGUGCUACGCCGCGCACAACCAUUCCAGAGACACGUGUUAAAACUGAAUCAAAUGUGCCACAAUCCAACCUUGCACAUGAAGACAUGAUCGCUAACUUCAAUGGCCUAGACCAUUCAACAGGGAUGAGUGCUCCCGCUUUCAUUCUCCCCGAUCUGCAUUAUUUAUAUCCUAUGCCUCAGUAUGGUGCCAUGCCUGAGGAGUAUUUCGCUUACGGAUAUGAUCCAGCUGUUCAUCCACCAACUACAGCGCUGAUGCCAACCGGUUAUUACAUGUAUCCACCGCCGGGCGCACCACAAACAGCUUUCGCACCAAAUAACCUUUACAUGCAAGCUGCACCACCGUUACCACCACCCCUUAUAACUACUGCAGCGCCACAUCCAGUAGCACAUAAUAUCGGUGGCUGUCCAUUUUACCCACCCAACGCGCAAUUUGGCAGCGUUGCACCAGCCAACGCCAUUGAAGCUAGUUCGAUGCAAAGCAAUGCAACACCGGUUUAUGAAACGCCAACCACACGCAAUCGCAGCGGUGUGCAAACGCCAAAUAUGACUACACCGCUAAGUGGUCGUAUCAAUUGGGACGCAACGAAAUCUGUUGAGCCGAAUGGCGUAGAUUUGCCUUCCGAUGUGUCCACUUUGCGCUACUUUUAUAAUUUAGGUUUGGACUAUCAUCUCAUUCACUCGAAGCGUGGCAACGAAGAUGCAAAAGCAAAAGGAAACAGUGGAAAAAUGAAUGGAGGAAAUGCAAAUGAAGACAUCGGGAAAGAGCCAAAAUCUGAUCCUAUCAAGAGCAGCAUGCCGAAUUUAAACGCGCAUACCGCACAAGCAUCCAAUCAAAAUGGCAACAACACUUUGCAAGGAGCUCCACAUAAUCAGUCUUCUUAUACCAGUAGCGCCAAUAGUGGCUCCGGCAAAGGUGGUCACAUGCAUAAUAGACGUUUUCAGUCGCGUUAUUUCAACAGCAAUAAAGAGCGUCCACUUUUUGUGCGCAAUCAGAGCAACAACAAUAACAAUAAUGCUACAAGUAACAAUAAUGCAACCGCCGUGCACGGCCAAGGUACCCACACACAGAAUGACUAUAAUAAUAAUACUGCUGGUGGAGGGGGCGGUAACAGCAAGUUUGCUAAUACACUGAAGUCUAAUAGCGUUGGACCAAGUAGUUCGAACCGUAGUGCUACACCUAAUUCGUCACACAGUCAUGCAUCGUUACCAAAUGUGAAAUCCAUUCAUGCGAUCAAUGGCAAUGGUAGUGGCAGCAGUAACGGCACUGCUUCACUUGCCGUUUCAGUUGCGGAGCUGGGCAUGCCAUCGCCACAUGGAAACUAUGAUAAUCGUGCUAAAAGUGGCGGUGGAGUUCAUAAUGGUCCUAAUAACGGUAAAAUGGUGCCACAGACACCACACACAACUUACCAAGCAUCGCAGGCGAACCCCAUGGUGGCUCCGCCUUUCGUCCCGUAUGCAGAGUUUAAUGGCGACUCACCUAUGCCAAUUGUUCCACCGACUACUGCAAACGGCGGCAUUUAUCUGCACAUGCCGAUGCCACCGCCUUCACAUUCUUUUGGCAUAUACGCGCCGCCACCACCACCUUCUACUGCCAUGGGUAUGCACCCAACGCCAACAUCAACGGUUUGUACUCCCAUAACUUAUCCAGCUCAGCCUAAUGGGGGACCACCGCAACAUUUCAUCUCUCCAUCGGAGCCAGUGACUACAGUAAAUAUGGCAUUCCAAGGACCGUCGAACGGUUUUUAUCCAACUCCAACAGAUCUCACAGCCCCAGAUGCGGCCGGUAUAAUGCAAGGCGGCGAGGGACUACAAUUCCAAUGUAUACCGUACACUGGUGCUGCACCACCUCCACCAAUACCAUUUUAUUAUACACCCGGCUCAGCAGUGGCAGCAGCAACAGGAGGAUUGACUAUGAAUAAUGGCAUUGCAACGGUACCGCAACCGUCCCAAGUAUCAGUCGCCACUGCUGGUGGAGGUGGCUGUGGGAAUACUGGUAUGGCAGGCGGAUCCUUAGGACCGCAGGGCUACUGGUGUCCACCGCCAAACGCGCUGCUGCCGUUACCCGCAUCUGCACUACAAACUAACGGUACAAGUGUUUGUGUUUCGACUCCAACCGGCAAUAAUCCAUCAAAUGCGAACGCCAAUACCAGUCGGUCACGUGAAAACAAAUAAGAUCAAUAUAUUUCUGUUAAAAGAUCGCAGGUAAUAUUUUACUAAACUACCAAAAACAAUUAGUGUGGGCAUUGAUUCGACAAAUUCCUUCACUUUAUUAUUUACGGUUACCAAAUAUGAAGGGCAUAAAGGUAUAAAGCGAGUUUAGUUUGCAAAAGAUUUUAAACUUGUAUAUAGCAACAAAAAGCUAUAGUCGGUGGUAUUCACCUUCGCCAAUGAAAGUCAUGACGACGUUUUCCGCAUUUUUAUGCGUUGCUUCGUUCAAACAAAAAUUAACUUUAAUAUUUUAACUACAAUUCGUCGCGCGAGUUUUACUCGAGUCAGAAGGAACUCCUUUUUGUGAGGGCAUUUUGUCGCAAUUACAAAUAAAGAAACUGAUCGAUUAAAUAUUUAUUAUACGUUAGUACUGACUAUAUUUGGUUACGAAUAUUUUCUAUAAUGCAAAUAUUUUAUAAAAAGUUCUAUCGAAUAUAAUGCCAUUGUAAAAGCGUUCGCAUUGCAUUUUUAUUCCAUGUUUUUGCGCAAAAGUUUUGUUUAUGAAACUUCAUAUUAAAUUCUAGAUAAAUUCGUCAUUUUUAUAUUACUUUCAUAUAUAUAUAUUGGUGUAUACUAUUUAAUGUAUAAAAGACAUCACACAUACACAAACAAUGCUAUCACUAUUUAAAUUAAUUUAUUGCCUAAAUUAUCGCAAAUUUACGAAAUCGGAAACUGUUCAAAUCACAUCCAUAUAUCCAUAAUUUUAACAAAGUUAUAAAAAAUAUCACUUAAACUUACAAAUUCGUUUUUUAUCCCAUAAAACUUGUAGUUUUUAAGCUCAUUUGCUAAUCAUAUUUAAAUAUAUGUAAACCAUUUCAAUAUUUUUAUUAUGCACAUAGUUAUUAACGGUGUACAUUUUUGGCCACAUAUUUUGUCAAUAUUUAUCAUUUCUCUGAAAAACAUUUUUGCGACUCACAAUUACAUAAUUUUAUUAAAAC